UUCUACCCUUGGGCCUUAAGGUUUAAAACUCCAUUUUUAACGCAUUGCAGACACCCCAUUACCAUUAAUAGCUUUUACAUACCCAAAGGCCAAAACGAUCAACAAAAAAUACCCAACAAAAUGUCAGAAAUUCAGACAAGAUUCAAUCCUUGUUACUCCUAUUUUGCAACAUUCUUUUUCAUUCUCUCACCUUUUUUGUUCACUCUUUCAACUACAACAAAUAUUCAGCUGGGUUCUUCCCUUUCUGCUUCUAAUCUUAACCAAACAUGGUCUUCUCCAAACAAUACUUUUUCUCUCCGUUUUAUUUCUAUAAAUUCAUCAUCUUUUUCUUUGUCCAUUAAUUAUGACUCUAUUUCAAUUUGGUCAAUUUCCAACACUGUUGAUUCUAGAGCUACUUUCACUCUCUUAUCAAAUGGCAAUCUUCAGCUGCUUUCUGGUGCUGGAACUGUUUUAUGGCAAUCAAACACUUCAAAUUCUGGAGUUUCACAUGCAACUCUUGAUGAUUCUGGUAAUUUUUCACUUAAAAAUAGGUCAAAUUUUGUUAUUUGGUCCACUUUUGAUCACCCAACUGAUACAAUUGUCCCAUCACAAAAUUUUACUGUUGGGAUGGUUUUAUCAUCUGGGUUGUACUCAUUUUUUCUUAAGAAAACUGGCAACUUGACUUUACAAUGGAAUAAUGAUAUUGUGUAUUGGGGUUUAGGUUUGAAUGAUUCUGUUAGUAGUAAUAUUAGUAACCCCAGAUUAGGGCUUCAAUCAAUUGGGAUUUUGUCACUUUAUGAUGAUAAAUUAACUACUUCUGUAACUUUGGCUUAUGGAAGUGAUUAUGCUGAAUCUGGUGAUAUUUUAAGGUUUUUAAGAUUGGAGAAUGAUGGGAAUUUAAGGAUUUAUAGUUCUACUAAAGGAAGUGGGAAUAUCCUUGUGAGAUGGACUGCUGUUAGUGAUCAAUGUCAGGUUUUUGGGUAUUGUGGGAUUAUGGGAAUUUGUAGUUACAAUGAUGUUGGCCCUGUUUGUGGAUGCCCAUCAGAAAACUUCAAUCUUGUUGAUCCCAAUGAUUUUAGAAAAGGAUGUAAGUUAAAGAGAGAGGUUAAGGAUUGUCCUGGCAGUGCAGCAAUGUUGCAGAUGGAUAAUACUAAGUUCUUAACAUAUGCUCCUGAGACUACUAAUGAUGUUUACUAUGUGGGUAUAUCGGCGUGCAGGGGAAAUUGUCUUUCGGGAAGUUCUUGUGUAGCUUCGACUAUUUUGGCUGACGGUUCAGGGCAGUGUUAUAUUAAGACCUCGAAUUUUGUUAGUGGCUAUAAGUCAGCUGCUCUUCCUAGCACUUCGUAUGUUAAGGUUUGUAAUCCAAUCGUACCAAACCCUCCUCCUCUUACCGAGGAAGGAGGAAAAAGGAAGAAGCUAGAAGGUUGGGUUGUUGCAAUGGUGGUUUUAGGGACUCUUGUAGGUUUGAUAAUCAUAGAGGGCAUUGUGUGGUGGUGCUGUUGUAGAAAGAGUCCUAAAUUCGGAGGGUUGUCAGCCCAGUAUGCCCUUCUUGAGUACGCAUCUGGUGCGCCUGUGCAGUUUUCGUAUAAAGAGCUGCAGGAGGCAACGAGAAAUUUCAAGGAGAAACUUGGGGAAGGAGGCUUUGGAGCAGUUUACAAAGGGAUACUUGCAAAUAAAACCGUUGCUGCGGUGAAGCAGCUUGAGGGUAUUGAACAAGGCGAGAGACAAUUUAGAAUGGAGGUAGCUACUAUAAGUAGCACCCAUCAUUUGAAUCUGGUAAGAUUAAUAGGUUUUUGCUCUGAAGGAAAACACAGGCUUUUAGUGUACGAGUUCAUGAAAAAUGGCUCGCUUGAUAGUUUCCUCUUUAGUACAGAUGUUCAAUCGGAGAAAAUCUUAAGCUGGGAGCAACGGUUCAAUAUUGCCCUUGGAAUUGCAAGGGGAAUUACUUAUCUUCACGAGGAAUGCCGGGAUUGUAUUGUGCAUUGUGACUUGAAGCCAGAGAACAUUCUCUUAGAUGAUAGUUACAAUGCUAAAGUUUCUGACUUCGGCCUUGCAAAGCUCAUAAAUCCGAAAGAUCAUAGGCACCGCACCCUUACCAGUGUCAGAGGUACACGGGGAUACUUAGCCCCAGAAUGGAUUGCCAACCUUCCAAUUACUUCAAAAUCUGAUGUUUUUAGUUUCGGCAUGGUGUUGUUGGAGAUAGUAAGCGGGAAAAGGAACUUCGAAGUAUCCAAUCGAACAAAUGGAAAGCGGUAUUCAAUUUGGGCAUACGAAGAGUUCGAGAAUGGCAACGCUAAAAAUAUACUAGAUUCCAGGCUUGUCGACUAUGAUGUGGAUAUGGAUCAAGCGAUGAGGGCCAUCCAAGUCGGCUUUUGGUGUAUACAAAAGACAACUUCACUAAGACCAAUGAUGGGAAAAGUUGUACAGAUGCUAGAAGGCAUAAUAGAGAUUGAGAAGCCCCCCAUGCCAAAUAUUGCCUCCGAGGGUUCAAUCAGCGGUACAAGCUUGAAUACUUCAGGCCCCGGUCCUUCAUCUUCUUCUUCGUUACAAGCGACUCCACUAACGCAACCUUCGAUAAACAUGGAAAGGCCUACUUUCUCUCAUAUUCAAAGAGAUUCGACGUCGUUUUCAACAACUGAAUAAUCUACCCUUGUUACCCAUAUAAUACUUUUAUUUAAAGGUUAGAAAUUUUCAAUUUGUACUGCAUUUUAAUUUUGAUCUUUCAAGGUAGACUGUAAAAUAGUCAGGUCCAAUAAAUUUUUAUUAGAAUCAAUCAAUAGGGAAUAGUAGCCAUAAAAGUUUCCUGGUCAGUUCAGUUUCAUGAAUUGAUCAUGAUAAUAUCAAUACAAUUUUUCCUUGAUCCCUUGAAAAGCAUUUCCUGGCUCCUUUCACAACAAUGAGAGCUAAGAGAAAGCUUGUGUGUUUCUAAGGACUUGGCAUUACCAAAUACUGGGAUGGUUAUGGAGUGGGUUACCCGAACCAAACCGAUCCCGAAAGAACCGUCCAGAUCGGAAAUGUCGCAGACAGGUUCUGAAUUGUUAACCGUUAAAGGUUCCAAAAAAUAUUCUUAUGAACCCGCGAAACCGUUGGACAACUACACAUAACUGACACAAUUGAUCUCGUCGUUGCUGAUUAAUAAAAGAUCAUUCAUUGAAGUCGUAAGGAAACAAAUUAGCGAUGAGAAUGAUCGGUUGCAAGCCAUUCGCUCAGGCUUGCAUUCUCGGUUCAGCUGUUCUUUAGGCUCAACAUCCCAGUUUGGUAAUAUGUGAUACACAACUACUUGGUUUCAUCAUUUUUGAGCCAAUGUAAACUUUUGGGUUAUUUAUGAGCUAAUUAGAUGUAGCCAAUAUGGCUAUAAGUGCACGAAGUAUCAAAAUAUAGAAAUGAGAUUAUCCUCGUGGUUUGUGGGAUUUCUUAGAAAUAUUUGUACUGUCCAAUGCUUAUUUUACCCAAAACAAGAAAAAUUUUGUAUGGUAGCAUCGAACUUUUAUGAAACGC
Messenger RNA from Amaranthus tricolor (Joseph's coat), 3477 nucleotides. Its product is annotated as G-type lectin S-receptor-like serine/threonine-protein kinase At1g34300. Gene Ontology annotation, molecular function: protein serine/threonine kinase activity; ATP binding. The transcript has a single exon. The record is from RefSeq and is a predicted model, not a curated record. Gene Ontology annotation, biological process: protein phosphorylation. Lineage: Eukaryota; Viridiplantae; Streptophyta; Magnoliopsida; Caryophyllales; Amaranthaceae. The coding region runs from base 121 to 2622 and encodes 833 amino acids.